CCAGGCCCUUCCUUCUGCUCCGGCCGGUGCUCGGGCCGCCGCCGGCUCCCUGCGCUCCGUGCCCGGGGCCGCCCCCCAGCCCGCCCCCGGCGCUCGGCCCUACAUAGGCGGCGGCGCCCGCCCCGCCCGGUUCCGCCAUGGCCCCGGUGCUCGGGCCCUGCGCAGCCCUGGCCCUGGCCCUGGCCCUGGCCCUGCUGCCCGCCGCCGCCGCGCAGGACGUGGCGGGAGAUUGUCACCAGUACACAAACAAGAGCUGUGAGGAGUGUCUGAAAAAUGUCACCUGCCUGUGGUGUGCCAGCAGCGGGAGGUGUGUGGAGUACCCCGUCCGAAGAAUCCUCCCCCCGGCCGACCUCUGUGACCUCCGCUCGGCGCGCUGGGGUGUCUGCUGGGUGAACUUUGAAGCCCUGAUCAUUGCGAUGUCCGUGGUGGGAGGAACGAUCCUCAUCACAUUGGGGGUCUGCUGCUGCUGCUGUUGUAAGAAAAAGAGCAAAAAGCCAGACAAGGAUGACGAGAGGGCGGCCAGGGAGCGGGAGAAGAGGCGGGUGCGGCAGGAGGAGAGGAGAGCAGAGAUGAAAUCACGGCAUGAUGAAAUCCGAAGAAAAUAUGGCCUCUUCAAGGAAGAGAACCCUUAUGCAAAAUUUGAUAAUUAGCAUCUCCAGACCUGCCCGCCCCAGUGAGCAGUGCCUCCGUGCAGAGCCGCAGGACUGCACGCCUUCCCCGCCACGAGGAGACCACCGUGGUGCCACUUCAGCUGCCACAGAGGAUGAGCCAAAUGCUUGGAGUCACCAUCAUCCCCACUCCAGGUGCCCGGUUUGCUCCAGAGCUUUGCUCUUGUUCUGCUGGUGCAGGAAACACGGUGGCAGUACUGGAGGAUGACACGUUUCUUCUCACUCACCCCUGGGGUGGUUAUGGAGUCCAAAGCAAUGCAAACAACAAUCCUUGGGCCGAGGGCAAAACCAACCUUAUGCAUCUUUCUUGCUCCUGCCUCACCAAAUACCCUUCACGCGCACAGAGCCAGGCUCUUCUGUCCCCCUCCUUUCUUUUUCUCUUUUUUUCUUUUUAGUAUAGGCAAAAGCCAGCAAGAGUUUCUUGACUUGGUCAGCAAGAGGCCUUGGCUGCUACUCCAGGUGCCUGUACUCGUCCCAGCACAUUAGCACUCCUUGCAAAAAGCACAAGUUCCUGGUUAUUUUGGGCCUCCAGGAGGAAGGUCCCAUGUGCACGUUCUCACUUGCAACUAAUCUGGGGAAAUGCCCCGAUUCUCCUACCUCUCCGUGCCUUUCUAGAAAGGUGGUCUCCUGGGCUUGAUGGCCACGGCUGAUAGCAAUACUGUAGGGUUCAGAUGCAUUUACAAUAUGUUGACUACAUAUUAAACUGAUUUGAUUACUG
Grus americana (Whooping crane) is the source of this 1386-nucleotide messenger RNA. It is a transcript of the gene PTTG1IP, whose product is annotated as PTTG1 interacting protein. Bases 138 to 650 code for a protein of 170 amino acids. The transcript has 7 exons. Lineage: Eukaryota; Metazoa; Chordata; Aves; Gruiformes; Gruidae. Gene Ontology annotation, cellular component: cytoplasm; nucleus. The record is from RefSeq and is a predicted model, not a curated record. Gene Ontology annotation, biological process: protein import into nucleus.